AUGGAGAUCGAAAUAGCACCCGACUCCCCUGCCCCCAUGCCGCGCUCCGGCGACAUCGCGGUCGCCGACGGGACCGCGACUCUCUCUCCGCCACCGUCGCCGCCACAGGGCCCUGCGUCGCCGUCACCGUCCCUCUCUCCUCGGGAUGACGUGCUCCCCCUCUCCCCUCCCCGCAACAGCCCCGCCCGGCGCCGCCGCUCUAAGCCCCUUCGCGCCGCGGUCGUCGACCAAGGCGCGGGCGCCGUCGGGUCUCCGCGAAGGAAGCGCCGCGGGGCGGGGGAGCCGCGCACGGCCGCGUCGCCCGGGAAGAACGUGAGGCGAGCGCGCCGGCGGCUGGACAACGAUGGCGGGAGGGAGUUGACGGCGAACGAGGCGGCCGAUGAGGAAGCGGCGGGUAAGACCCAGAGAAGAAAGACCGCGGCGCAGCCUCUGACAGCCGUGAAGGAGAAGAAGGGUUCCAGCUUGGCUUUGGUGCCAUACCCUCCCAUCAAUCCAACCCGAGGUGCAGAGAAUGUAGAGCAGUUUGAUUGGGAAGGUCUUUGGGAAAGGGUUGUUGACUUGGUGAUGUGGAAGAAUGUUGGGAGAUCAGCAUUUUGGUUCGGCUCUGGGUCCAUGCUUUUCGUCUCUUCUUCCUUUUCAAAAGACGUCAAUUUCAGUCCAAUCAAGAUACUUUGCCAUUUUGGUGUUGUGACAUUGGUCUUAGCUUUCUUCAAAGAUUCCAUUCCUCAGAGCUGUAACAGGCAGAACACUGAACAAGUAAGGAGUUUCCAGUUGACUGAGGAAGAUGUGCUCCGGGUUGGCCGAGCUGUCCUGCCAAUUGCUAACUCUCUCAUAUCUAUGUCCCGAGUGAUCUUCUCUGGUGAUCCAUCCAUGACUCUGAAAGUGUUUCCUAUUCUUCUAUUUGGUGCUAAGUAUGGCCAUCUGUUCACAGUAUGGAGGCUUCUAGCAACAGGAUUCUUUGGUUGUUUUACACUCCCAAAACUCUAUAGCUGCUAUUCAAGUCAUAUUCAUGAAAAAGUUGAAGGUUUGAAUGCCCGGAUUCUGAAUGCAUGGAAGUCCUGUCCCCGCAAGAAACUUGUUGCAGCUGCUGCAGUGACGACCUUCUGGAACUUGGUUAGUGUGAAGACACGUGUAAUGGCUGCCUUCGUAUCUGCGGUAGCGCUGCGCUACCACUAUCAGUAUGGACGAAGUAGCAGGAAUUCAGAGGGGGUAAUACGGCGGCAGGAGCAGCAACAAGCAAUGGUUCUCGAAGACUGA
Messenger RNA from Triticum turgidum subsp. durum (durum wheat), 1257 nucleotides. The record is from the annotation of a GenBank genome assembly. NCBI's taxonomy places the organism in Eukaryota, Viridiplantae, Streptophyta, Magnoliopsida, Poales, Poaceae.